GGCAGCUGGUGUGAGGCGAGGGCCAGUGUCCUUUAACUCCUCCUACCGCCUCCUGUCCGCCGUCCACCGACGGUCGCUCACUCGCUGCCCAGCAGCGGCAGGAUCAGCGCCCGCUCCUUACGCCUUAUACCCCUCGCCCCUUUUUCCUAGGUUUUGGGCUGCAGAUGCUGUCUGACGGCGAGCCGCAGCCCACAGCGUCAACACCCUCUGUGGCCAGUUUCGCAAAGUCCCAUAGCGUCCGAAGCUCUCGUGCCGCGCCGUCUACUAUCAGAACUGUUGUCACCGCUCCUCCCUGGGCGCGAGAUGAGCCACCCUCGCCCACAGAGGACGAUCCCCGGCCUGCAGCGUCACGAGAGAAUGUACAACGUCCAACAGACUCACGCCUCUCAGACGUAUUCUCCUACCAAUCCUCCAUUCCCGACGACCCCGGUCCGUCUCGUUGGUGGGCCUUCACGCGACAUCGACCAACAUCACCGUCCCAGUCGACCCCACUGACUGGACAGCCAACAUCGCCCGCGCGUAGCCGACCACUACGUGAAUGGGAAAGGUCGCUGUCUAUUCCUUGGUUGAGUCGCUCCCAACAGGGGAGCCCGGCGAUCCCGCAGGCGAAUGCCCCGAGCGGCCUGCACGGACAAGAGCAGGAACAACCAGACGACACAAUCCCUGCCGACCCUCUGCACGUUGACAUACCUCCUCCUCCGACCACACCUUACACCAUUGCGCAGAAUGCGACACCUGGUUGGGACAGUCCAUGGAGCGCACGUCCGCUGGACUUCACAAUCCGAAGUAACCGUUCGGGCGAAGAGGUACAGCGUUUGUCACCUGUGGACGAGCAUGAUAGCGAGAAAGAAAAAUUGGGAAACUGGGCCAGGAGGCGGAAGAGGAUCAGAGCUUACAUGUUGUACAACCCAUAUGUUCCUCUGCUUUUCCGCUUCAUCAACAUCGCCUUCACGGCAGCAGCUUUGGCUAUAGCCAUUCGCAUUCGUCAUCUGGAGAAGCGAAGCGGUAUCAUGGGCGCUGUCGGCUCGUCUCCAACCCUUGUCAUUAUCUUCGCGAGCUUGACGCUCGUUCACGUUAUGGUGGCCAUCUACACCGAAUACUUCGGACGUCCAGUAGGGCUGUGGCACACCUCCAGCAAGCUGGCCUACACCCUCAUCGAGGUUGUCUUCAUCUGCGCGUGGUCCGCGGCGCUCGCGCUCACCUUCGACAACUUCUUCACAUCUUUGAUUCCUUGCGCCUCACUGUCCAGCAUUUCUUGGUACAACGAACUCCCUCGAGCAACACUGCCCGACCUUACUGGGCAGCUGGGCAUAGAGGGGGAUCACAUCUGUGAUAACCAGCUCGCGCUCAUCUGCCUGGUCGGGGUGGGCCUUAUCAUGUACUGCUUCAACCUCGUCAUCAGCCUCUUCCGCGUCUUCGAGAGGAUCAAGUACCACACAGCGUCCGUGCUUCCGACAUGAUAGCGAACCACUUACGAACAUUCCCUUGCGGCACGCCCCUGCGUUCCUACGAUACUAGAUGCUUUAAUUCGCCAUCAUUUGCCGCAAGCAACAUACAUGUUCUGGUUGGAGACAUACACACA
Messenger RNA from Rhodofomes roseus, 1582 nucleotides. RefSeq lists its product as uncharacterized. Gene Ontology annotation, cellular component: fungal-type vacuole; cell periphery. The transcript is spliced from 4 exons. The coding region runs from base 165 to 1460 and encodes 431 amino acids. Lineage: Eukaryota; Fungi; Basidiomycota; Agaricomycetes; Polyporales; Fomitopsidaceae. Gene Ontology annotation, biological process: positive regulation of catalytic activity. The record is from RefSeq and is a predicted model, not a curated record.